AAGCAAAGCUACAAAACGAAUUUAAUAAAUAAACUAAUAUUUCAAUAAAUUGUAAGUAAAAUCUAUUACAGUUACAUUUACGUUUACAUUUUUAUUUGCGCUAGCAUAUAUAUAAUACAGUAUUGUUAAUACACAUCAUAGUAGGUCGGUGCUGGAGUUGUAUUAGGCUGGAAUUUUAAGCAGCUAGCAACAUAAACGAAUUUAAUUAACUAAUACUUAAAUAAAUUAAAUAUAUAUUAUUCACAAUGGGAGAUCCUACACCGGCUCCACCUGCAGCGGGUGCUGGAGCGGGAGCGGGUGCUGGAGCGGGAGCGGGUGCUGGAGCGGGAGCGGGUGCUGGUGCUGGAGCGGGAGAGGGUGCUGGAGCGGGAGCGGGAGCGGGAGGGGCAGCGGCAGCGGCAAUGACCACUACUACUACCAAGAAGUCUGGAGCUGAAUUUUUGGAAGCCAAUUCUUGGUUGACCGCAGCUGCAGUGGCUGUCUACUUCAUACGCGCUCUCUGGUUGCAGAUGCGAAACUCGCGACAGACGUAAUCGGAGUUACAAAAGAAGCUUUUGGGGCACACGCGACUAUUUCAAGUUCUAAAAUUUUGGUUAAAGCACAUUAGUUAUGCGUUAGAUGAUUAGACAUGCAACAUCAACAUCGUUGCUUGUAGCUAUUGCGAUUUUAGGGGGGGUCGCUAGUAGCUUGAACGUUGAAUAUAUAUAUAUAUAUA
Messenger RNA from Drosophila busckii, 715 nucleotides. RefSeq names its product alanine and glycine-rich protein-like. The record is from RefSeq and is a predicted model, not a curated record. Bases 246 to 533 code for a protein of 95 amino acids. The transcript has 3 exons. Lineage: Eukaryota; Metazoa; Arthropoda; Insecta; Diptera; Drosophilidae.